This is a messenger RNA of Sardina pilchardus (European sardine), 4014 nucleotides long. RefSeq names its product NACHT, LRR and PYD domains-containing protein 12-like. Gene Ontology annotation, biological process: intracellular signal transduction. The record is from RefSeq and is a predicted model, not a curated record. Bases 517 to 2985 code for a protein of 822 amino acids. Gene Ontology annotation, molecular function: protein binding. The transcript has 10 exons. Lineage: Eukaryota; Metazoa; Chordata; Actinopteri; Clupeiformes; Clupeidae.
CAAGCAGAAAAUAUUCCUGCUCCACACUCUCCCGUGCUGAGUUGUGUGUCCAAGAAGAGUGACCAGUCCGUGGAUCCACCACUCCUCCACUCUGGAGAAGGAAGUGUUCCUGCUGGUCAGAGAUAUCAGCAGAUCCACAAAUCCCACCUACAGAAGAAGUUUCAGUGUCUGAUUGAGGGAAGCCAAAACCAGGGAGACACCAGACUCCUCCAUGAGAUCUACACAGACCUCUACAUCACAGAGGGGGGAAGAGGAGAGGUCAAUGAUGAACAUGAGGUCAAACAGAUAGAGAGGGCAUCCUGGAGAGAAGCAACACGAGAUACACCAAUCAAAUGCAGUGAUAUCUUUAAACCCUUAUCUGGACAAGUCAUACCCAUCAGAACAGUGCUGACUAAGGGAGUGGCUGGCAUUGGGAAAACGGUCUCAGUGCAGAAGUUCAGUCUGGAUUGGGCUGAAGGAACAGCCAAUCAGGAUGUUGACUUAAUAUUUCCCCUUCCUCUCCGGGACCUGAACCUGAUGAAGGAGAAGAAACUCAGUCUGGUGGGUCUUAUUCAGCACUUUUUCCCAGAAAUCAAAGAUCCCAGAGUCUUUACUAGUUCAGAGCACAGAGUCAUGUUCAUCUUUGAUGGCCUGGAUGAGUGUCGACUUCCUCUAGAUUUCCACUCCAACCCAACCUGUUGUGAUGUGACAAAGCCAGCCUCAGUGGACGUGCUGCUGACAAACCUCAUCAAGGGGAAUCUGCUUCCCUCUUCUCUCCUCUGGAUCACCACCCGACCAGCAGCAGCCAAUCAGAUCCCUCCUGACUGUGUGGACCAGAUGACAGAAAUAAGGGGAUUCAAUGACCCACAGAAAGAGGAGUACUUUAGGAAGAGAAUUGGUGAUGAGAACCUGGUCAGCAAAGCAAUCACACACCUGAAGACAUCCAGAAGCCUCUACAUCAUGUACCAUAUUCCAGUCUUCUGCUGGAUUUCAGCCACAGUGGUAGAAAAAAAAUCAGACAAAGCAGAAAUGCCAAGGACUCUGACUCAAAUGUACACACUCUUUCUGGUCAUUCAGACAAGCAUAGAAAGGGACAAGUUCACAGAGAGAAAAGAGACAGAUGAAGAGGUGAUUUCCAAACUGGGGAAACUGGCUUUCCAACAGCUGGAGAAGGGCAAUCUGAUCUUCUGUGAGGAAGACCUGAGAGAGUGUGGCAUUGAUGUCACAGAAGCAUCAGUCUACUCAGAAGUGUGUACUCAGAUCUUCAGAGAGGAGGCUGGGCUGUACCAGGGGAAGGUGUUCAGCUUUGUGCAUCUGAGCAUCCAGGAGUUUCUUGCAGCUCUGUAUGUGUUCCUCUGUUUCAGCAACAGACAGAGAAACAUGCCUGACCAACAUCAAACCUCUCAGCUCUCUGCUCUGUUCAGAGCUGCAACACUUCUUGACCUACACAAGACUGCAGUGGACCUGGCCUUACAGAGUAAUAAUGGACACCUGCACCUUUUCCUCCGCUUCCUUCUGGGCCUCUCACUAGAGUCCAAUCAGAAUAUCUUAAAGCGCCUACUGCCACAGAGCAGUAGCCAAUCAUAUAGCUCAGAGCAAACAGUCCAGUAUGUGAAACAAAAUAUCAGAGAUCAGAGUAGCUCAGACAGAAGGAUCAACCUGUUCUACUGUCUGAAUGAGCUGAAUCACCAUGCUGUAGUGGAGAAGAAAAGCAGCUCAGAUACUCUGCUUGUACACAUGCUCUCACCAGGACAGUGGGAGACUAAUACAUUUGGAUGUAAGAUGUCAGAAGAGCAGCUGGCUGAGUUCGACCUGCAGAAGUACAUAAAGACACCAGAGGAAGAUCAGACUGAACUGCUCAGUCCAGAUGAAGUUCUUCAGAAGCUGCUGCCAGUGGUCACAUCAUCCACAUAUGCCGGGCUGUAUGAGUGUAAUCUGAGCGAUAAGAGCUGUUCCUAUCUGGCCUCUGCACUGAAGACAUCACACUCAUCAAAUCUCAGAGUCCUAGACCUGGGUUACAAUAAGCUGCUGGACUCAGGAGUGGAACUUUUAUGUUCUGCUCUUUGUCAUCACAACUGCAAACUGGAGGAACUAGAGCUGAAUAUGUGUAAUCUGAGCGAUAAGAGCUGUUCCUAUCUGGCCUCUGCACUGAAGACAUCACACUCAUCAAAUCUCAGAGUGCUGCGCCUGGGUUGGAAUAAGCUGCUGGACUCAGGAGUGGAACUUUUAUGUUCUGCUCUUUGUCAUCACAACUGCAAACUGGAGGAACUAGAGCUGGAUAACUGUAAUCUGACCAAUAAGAGCUGUUCCUAUCUGGCCUCUGCACUGAAGACAUCACACUCAUCAAAUCUCAGAGUGCUGAACCUGAGUAACAAUAAGCUGCUGGACUCAGGAGUGGAACUUUUAUGUUCUGCUCUUUGUCACAACUGCAAACUGGAGGAACUACGGCUGGAUAACUGUAAUCUGACCAAUAAGAGCUGUUCCUAUCUGGCCUCUGCACUGAAGACAUCACACUCAUCAAAUCUCAGAGUGCUGAACCUGAGUAACAAUAAGCUGCUGGACUCAGGAGUGGAACUUUUAUGUUCUGCUCUUUGUCACAACUGCAAACUGGAGGAACUACGGCUGGAUAACUGUAAUCUGACCAAUAAGAGCUGUUCCUAUCUGGCCUCUGCACUGAAGACAUCACACUCAUCAAAUCUCAGAGUGCUGAACCUGAGUGACAAUAAGCUGCUGGACUCAGGAGUGGAACUUGUAUGUUCUGCUCUUUGUCAUCACAACUGCAAACUGGAGAAAGUAUGGCUGGUUAAGUGUGAUCUGAGUGAUAAGAGCUGUUCCUAUCUGGCCUCUGCUCUUAAGUCUCCCUCCUCAAAUCUCACACUGUUGUACCUGAUUAACAAUCCCCAGAUGAGUGCAUCAGCUGUAGAGCCGCUCUGUGCUCUAGUGAAGGACCCACACUGUAAACUGCAGACACUACAUACUGAUCAUGGAACAGUGAAGUUCAAGUGAAGUGUUGAGCCACGGCCCUGAGCUGGAUGGGGUCUGUGGGGCUGGAACUCAUGACAUGAAGAUGUGAUCCAACACACACACACACACACACACACACACACACACACACACACACACACACCACCAGACACGCACUUGAUUUAACCGUUUUUCUCAGUCGCUUUGGUACAUUUCUCAAAUCAUCCUUGAGAUUUGCAAAACAGUAAGUGCAUUUCUCAAAACAAUUUGUACAAAUAGCACAACACCAUGGAUUACCUGCAAAAGCCAGUUUCUUGCUCAAAAUCCUUAGUCCAUCUCUCACAACUAAAUAUCUGAAUCAAUGAACAUGUCAGUGCAUCAGAAUGACACGUCCUUGUGGCUUAGUCAUGUUGUCAGUAUAACAGUGUACUCUGGAGGAAUGUCUUGAUGUAAACUAUGGCUAAUGUUUUGAUGACAAAUUGGAGGUUACACCUUAGUGGGAGUUUCAUUGCAAGUGACUGGACAAGAUUCACAUUUACGCUUCAACUGUAAUUUGUUGAUAAACCAUGUCAUUGCGAUACUGAAAGGAAGAUAGCACUGCAUAGCACAAAGAAUAAUAUGAAAUAUAUAGAAAUGUGACCAUAGGACAAUCUCCUCAGGGAAAACUGUAGAGAUGUGACCAUAGGACAAUCUCCUUUGGGAAAACUGUAGAGAUGUGACCAUAGGACAGUCUCCUUAGGGAAAACUGUAGAAAUGUGACCGUAGGACAAUCUCUUUUGGGAAAACGGUACGUACAGUGCUGUUGGAAGUGACUAGAAAAACUGUAAAAUAUCAGGCUCUGUACACACACACACACACACACACACACACACACACACACACACACACACACACACAGGCUCUUGAUUGUAAAAUAUCAGGCUCUGUAAAAUGUUGUUACAGCCUGCCACCUACUGGCCACCCUGAGUAAUUUCUUUUUACUUUACUUACUUUUUGAGGGAGGUCUGGGAAGAAAUGGAGAUUUACAAAUAUGACAACCAUCAACAUAUUUAAAGUCAUAUUGAUGUGAAU